CAAAAAAAAAAAAAAAAUCAUCAUCAUCAUUAUUGAUGAUUAGCGACAACAUCACUUUUUGAUUCAAUUCUGUGUCGAUCGAUUGAGAAAUAAUGUUUUUCCUUGCUAAACAGUCAUUGUAUUUAUUAUUAUUCAUCUUGAUCAAUUCAAUAUUAUCCAUCGUGAUUAUCAUUUUACGACCAUGGUUCCAAGAAUUUUCUACAACAACAACAACAACAACAAUCAUAAACAAUAACAAGGAAUGGCAACCAGCCUUGGAUGACGAGCUUAUCGAUACCGCAUCAAUAGUAAGACGAAAUAAUAAUAACGAUGAUGAUGGCAAGAAUCAUAGCCAAGAAUUCUGUGAUACAAGUGAUGAUGAUGAUGAUGAUGAGGAUGAUCGUUCAUCAGAAGCACCGUUGGAAUGUUUGGUGGCCGGAUUCAUAUUGUUGAACAUAAGCAUAGCGCUUGAUUUAUUCUGGACACCAAUCAAUCGAUUAAAUUGGCAAACAUUUCACAAUCAUUUGCACGUUUUAUUUGUUAUGGCUAUCGAUUUGAAUCUCAUCUUUGGGUCCAUAUUAAUGGCUAUAUUUCAAUUGCUGCCCAUCGAUACUGACAACAUUGAACAGCAUUCAUCACCACCAUCGUCAUCAUCAAUGCAUUGUUUUCUAAUCAAUUUAACAAGUCUGGAUUUACGCUUUGUGGCCAAUUUUCUGACAACCGGUUCAAUAUUGACAUUGUUUCGAUGGAAAAUUCUACCCAAUUCAUACAUGUCCCCGUCCACUGGCAAUUAUGACGUACCGCUGUUGAUGUGUUAUUUUGGAAAAAUUUUGCACCAAAUCAAUGUUUUCCUGUUUCGUAAAAGCAGCACUACACAUCGAAAUCGUUAUGAUCGAAUACAGCAGCAAUAUUCAUCAAUAUCAAAUCGAAUGUCCUCAUCGAUGAUUGACAAUGAUGAUGAGGAUGAUGAUGAUCAAUAUGUGUCGCAAGACGAUGAUGAAGAAUUUCUUUCCAAUGAUGAUGAUUUGGACAUGGAAUUCGAUAUGGAUAUGGAUCGUAUAUUGCUCGAACGUUUAUUUGCCGGUUCACCCAAUCUAUGGUUACACACAGAAUUGAUAUCAAACGACUACCUGAAUAGAUUGCCCGUUUGGAAUUAUCAACAAGAAUCGCCAUCUUCAUCAUCAUCAUCAUCAUCAUCAUUGUUGAUGAUGAUUGAUUGUAAUCAAAAUUUUAUCGAUAGUCAUUCUACUGCUUCAUCAUCUUCGGAAGAGGAUAAUUAUCUGCAUUGUAUGAAACAAACGACACUUGAAACGAAAAAUUCGUCAUCAAUGAAUGUUUUGUUGUCAAAAGACGUGAAUAAAAGCAAUGGUCAUGAUCAUCAUGUUGAUAAUGAAAUUGUAGUAGUGCAUGAUAUAAUCAUGAAGAAAACGACCGAAAUUCGUAAAAAAGUCCUCCGAAAACGUCGUAGUGGUGGUAAUGGUGUGGUCCACAAAUGCACACAACAGCAACCUGAACAGGAAUCAAAUUCAACACAUCGCCCAGAAUGGAUGAUUGAUCAGCACGAUUGUACCGUAUGUCUGGAGCCAUAUCGUUCGGAACAGCUUAUAAUGGGUUUAGCUUGUGGACAUAAUUACCAUCAGCCAUGUAUUGCACAAUGGCUUUGUCGUGGUAAUCAUCGUUGUCCAAUAUGUCGUUGGCCAUCAUACCGUUUACGACAUCCACGUCAACACCAACACCAACACCAGCAACAACAACAAAUAUCAUUCAAACACCAUCAUCAUCGUCUUCAUCGAUCAACAUUGUCAUCUAUGGAUAACAUUAGCUAAUUAUUACUCUCUAUUAGUGUCAAAUAAAAUUAAUUUCUUAUCUCUUC
Messenger RNA from Dermatophagoides farinae (American house dust mite), 1852 nucleotides. RefSeq lists its product as uncharacterized. Gene Ontology annotation, molecular function: ubiquitin-protein transferase activity. Gene Ontology annotation, cellular component: endoplasmic reticulum. Gene Ontology annotation, biological process: protein ubiquitination; ERAD pathway. The record is from RefSeq and is a predicted model, not a curated record. Lineage: Eukaryota; Metazoa; Arthropoda; Arachnida; Sarcoptiformes; Pyroglyphidae.